Messenger RNA from Rotaria sp. Silwood2, 1767 nucleotides. The record is from the annotation of a GenBank genome assembly. NCBI's taxonomy places the organism in Eukaryota, Metazoa, Rotifera, Eurotatoria, Philodinida, Philodinidae.
AUGCCAAGUCAAGCAGAAACUGAAGAAGAUCAUGAACAACAAAAAAGCAAAAAACCAGCCGAUACGGCUUUUAAACAACAACGUUUACCAGCAUGGCAACCAAUAAUAACUGCUAAUACAGCACUACCGGUGUUCCUAAUUAUUGGUUUAACAUUUAUUCCUAUUGGUAUUGUACUUGUUAUUACAUCCGAACGAGUACUUGAAUAUGAUAUUGAUUAUACUGAUACAAAAUGUCUCAGUACAGGCACACAAGAUACGUGUGCACAAGUUUUAGAAAAAGCAAAUUAUACUGGUCAAACAUGUACUUGUACAAUCAAUUUUUCUUUAGACAAAGCAUUUGAUGGUGACGUUUAUUUUUACUAUGGUUUAAUAAAUUAUUAUCAAAAUCAUCGUCGUUAUGUUCGAUCUCGUGAUGAUAAUCAAUUACUAGGUAAAGAAGGUGACGCGGCAAGUGAUUGUCAACCAUAUCAAAAAGGAAAUUACAAUGGAACUGACAAAAAUUAUACACCAUGUGGCGCUAUUGCAAAUUCAAAAUUUAAUGAUACAUUGUAUUUAUUAUAUAAUGGAAAUGUAAAUGUUACACUUACAAAUCUUGGUAUAGCAUGGUCUACAGAUAAAGCAGUCAAAUUUAAAAAUCCAAAUAACGCUGCAACUUACUUUAGUUCAUAUCCAAAACCACCAAAUUGGCAAAUAACAGCAUGGGAUUUAGAUAAAUCAAACGAUGAUAAUAAUGGUUAUCAAAAUGAAGAUUUUAUUGUUUGGAUGCGAACUGCUGCGAUGCCAACAUUUAGAAAAUUAUAUAGAAAAUUACAAAGAAAUUCUGGAGGAACAUUUGAAAACGGUUUACCACAAGGAAAUUAUAGUCUUGUCGUUACUUAUAAUUAUCCAGUAACGAGUUUUGCUGGACGAAAACAAUUUAUAAUAAGUACAACGUCAUGGAUGGGAGGAAAAAAUCCAUUUCUUGGUUGGGCUUAUAUUGCUGUUGGAAUUGUUUGUAUGAUUACAUUCGUCGUCUUUUUUAUUCUUCAUAAAACAUGGAAAACACAAAAUCGUCCUCCAAUUUAUUCAUCGGAAUGUUCACUAAAAGAAGAAUCUAGUCAAGUGACAUUAAUAUCUUCACCUAUUAAAUUGCCAUCAAGUCCACGACAAAAAUUCAAUAAUAUCUCAUCUGAAACUUGUAAUAAAUCAUCGAAUAUCUCAGGAACAAUUUAUUAUUUUAAUGAAACAAAUUCUGAUAAACAAACAGAUGUUAUGAGUCUUCCAAAUAAUGAAUCAUCAAAUAUAAAAAUGUUUGUUAUAUCAUCUCCAUCAAAUAGUGAUGAUAUAUCAUUUGAAGAAAAUAAAUCAAUAUUAAAUGAAUUAACAGAUAAUGUUAAUUUAUCAUCAUUAUCAUAUCUUAAAACAAAACAACGUAAAAUUGAUCAUAGAAGAAAUAAAAGUGAACCAGUUAUUAAUUCAAAUUUAGAAGAUAUAUCGUCAAUUAAUUCAUAUAAAAGAACAACAAUACUUGAAUCAUCAUCAACAAGUACAACAAGUAAUGAAUCAGCAAUAAGUAAUAAUGAAUAUUUUGAAAAAAAAAAAAAAUCUUCAAAAAAAUCAAAUUUAUCAUCAACAAAUUCAAAUAAAAUCAAUGAAAAUAAUACAUCUUCUCAAAUACAAGAUAAAUUUUCUUCAUCAUCAACAACAAAAAAAAAGAAACCAUGGUAUUUUGUAAGUUAUUCAUAUUUACAUUUUCUUUUUGUUUUUCAAAACAAAAUUUCAACUUAA